AUGGAUGAGACUACGUCGUCUCUUCCAAAAGACUACCUCGAAAGAGUCUAUGCCGGUGUCCUUGGCAAGCUGAUAGGGGUAUACAUGGGUCGUCCGUUCGAGGGAUGGACGCAUCAGCGUAUCCUCGCCGAGUUAGGACAUAUCCGGUACUAUGUCAACGAAAAGCUAAAGCUCCCUAUAGUUGUUACGGAUGACGACAUCUCCGGCACCUUUACAUUCGUGAGGGCGCUAGAGGAACAUUAUACUCGCUGUCGUGACCCUAUUCAGCAUCAGGAAAGCCACGAUGAGAACGAAGACAGGAUGGAAAUCACAGAAACCCUAGAAACAACAGAAGCCUCUGAAACUUCAGGAACCCCGAGCAUCCCAAACAUAACACCCCCUAGCACCCCAGGUAUCACACAAGAGAAAAUAAUUAGUGCUGAACAGGUCGGCAAGACGUGGCUCAAUAAUGUGAUCAAAGACCACACAGUUUUCUGGUGGGGUGGCAACGGUAUAUCGACUGAGCAUACGGCUUUCCUAAACCUACGAAAGGGAAUCAAGGCACCCCACAGCGGCUCGAUACAGACAAACGGCCGUACUAUUGCCCAGCAGAUCGGCGCUCAAAUCUUUAUUGAUGGAUUUGCCAUGACGGCACCGGGAAAUCCAGCUUUAGCUGCUCAGCUCGCAGGAGCAGCGGGCUCGGUGAGCCACGAUGGAGAAGCCGUAUAUGCAGCUCAGCUAUGGGCGGCUAUGGAGGCCGAAGCAUUUGCCUCAAAGGAUGUGAAUCAUCUAUUAAAUACCGGACUUAGCUUCGUGCCCUCGGACUCGCUUAUAGCCGCAUUGGUUAGAGACGUGCGUGCGUGGUGCGAAGACGACGACGAUUGGAUAUACACGCGGCAAAGGAUCGAGAAGAAAUACGGGUACGACAAGUUUCCGGGAUUCUGCCACGUAGUACCCAACCACGGAAUCAUGAUCAUGUCACUAAUAUACGGGGGUCAUGACUUCGCUGAAGCCAUGCAUAUUGUGAAUACAUGCGGUUGGGAUACGGAUUGUAACUCGGGGAAUGUUGGAUGCUUAGUUGCUAUCAUGCAUGGGUUAGAAGCGCUCGAUUCCAGUAAAAAUAAUAAAGGAAAAAAUCUUGACUGGAGAGGACCGUUGGACGAUCGUGCUUGGAUCUCGAGCGCAGACGGCGGAUACUCUAUGAAUAACGCUACGAAUAUCGCUUAUAGCAUUGCAAAUAUGGGCCGGAAGCUUGUAGGAGAAGAAGCUCUCGCGUCCCCGAAGGAAGGCGCACAGUUUCACUUCAGUCUACCAGGGAGCCUCCAGGGGUUCCAAAUCAUGAAAGAAAAUACCUACUGCGGGAUACUAGGUAUCAAGCAAGGCACCAUCGACAAUAAAAGAACCGGUCUCGAAAUUCGACUUCCAAGAAAUGACGACAUGUCAUAUGUGAUGACAGCUACUUUUAUAACGCCUGAAAUUACGCCGAUGUGUCUCUACGAGCUAGUAGCCUCACCCUUAAUAUACCCAGGCCAGGUCAUUAGUGCAUCCAUAUACACCAAGAAUUGUCCAAGUUCGGUAUGUUUAGUAGUAAAAGCAUAUACGCACAAGGAUGAACUCAAGACCUUAUCUAGUGCUCCUGUUUAUCCCGAACUGAAUAGCCCUAAUGUCUUGAAAUGGAGAGUUCCAGUAAAUAUACGCUGUCAACCAAUUCAGGCCGUGGGUAUAGCUAUAUCCAGCAAGAGAAACCUCUCCACAAACGAAAGUGAAGAGGAGGGUAUAUGGCUAGAAUAUCUGCGAUGGGAUGGCACGCCAGCUCUCGUCCUUGAACCAGGCAACUACCGAGAUGGGCCCCGGACCUUCUACAAGAGGUCCUUCGUCAAUGGCGCCGACGUGUUCUCCCUUUCUAGCGGUACAUUCGCGGUAGCCCAGGAUCAAGGCGAAGGCAUCGUCAGCUACGGCACGCGAGACUGGACAAAUUACAGGGCCAUAUUCAGGGACUUUGUUGUGAAUAUCGGCGGACCAGCCGGCGUUGCGGCCCGGGUACGAGGGUUGAAUAGAUACUACGCACUUCUUUUCUAUAAGGGCACUGCCAAUAUCAGCGGUUCCAAGAAGCGUAUAGCGCUUGUCAAAGCCCUUGAUUACGAGCGCAUUGAACUAGCUAGCGUGGAAUUCGACUGGCAGUACGAUAUACCAUAUACCGUGACUCUCAAAGUGUCAGGCGACUUGUUGUAUGCCCGAGUCGGCAAAACCGAGCUCUCGGCACGCGAUGCGCAGUACCCCGGCGGUGGAAUCGGAAUGGUGGUGACUGACGGCUCGAUACUAGUGGGAAGUAUUAAAAUUGGCCCCUUGAUAUAA
Daldinia childiae is the source of this 2334-nucleotide messenger RNA. RefSeq names its product putative adp-ribosylation crystallin j1 protein. Lineage: Eukaryota; Fungi; Ascomycota; Sordariomycetes; Xylariales; Hypoxylaceae. The transcript has a single exon. Bases 1 to 2334 code for a protein of 777 amino acids. The record is from RefSeq and is a predicted model, not a curated record.